UCGGCAUCGAGUGGAAUCAGUAAGGCCGAGUCCGCGAGUCGUCAGUGUUCCACUCAGACCGGCUCGAUCAGUUUGGUUCGCUACACCGUCGCAGCGCUGGGGCUUUACCGGCGUACAUUCAACCCUAUGAAGUGUAGCACUGUGUAGGAACUAUACACAACUCUGUGAAGGCUGAUCAUUUUCUGUCGAAGAAGUUGCAGAAAGUGAGCGAUGGUUGAAGGACUGCGGCGGGCACGUAGCCCGUCAAGUCGGGUAACACUAGGUAUCGCCGUGUUACUUCUCGUGUGCUGUCUACCUACUACCCAAGCCCAAGAACAAGACUCAUCUUCCAGAUACUUGUUCCCAAAGGACAGUGGCGAUCAGCAGCAGUUGGCGGACCUGACGUUCAGCGACAACGAUGCCGACCAACCGGUGGAGCCGAUCGGAGCGCCGGCUCGCUACGAGCGAGAGGACCCGAUCGCGUCGCCGCGCAACGAGCCGGCGGACGAUGAGGACUACAAUAGCCUGUAUGGCUCCGGCUAUGGGUCCGGCGACGAGGAAGAGGGUGGCGAGAGUGGCGAGGUGGAGGUGACCUACCCCGACGACUACCCGA
Molecule: messenger RNA, 592 nt
Organism: Priapulus caudatus
Lineage: Eukaryota; Metazoa; Priapulida; Priapulimorpha; Priapulimorphida; Priapulidae
Product: basement membrane-specific heparan sulfate proteoglycan core protein-like
Source: RefSeq, a predicted model, not a curated record